Molecule: messenger RNA, 2044 nt
Organism: Alternaria alternata
Lineage: Eukaryota; Fungi; Ascomycota; Dothideomycetes; Pleosporales; Pleosporaceae
Product: thermostable alpha-amylase
Exons: 2
Coding region: 466-1998 (510 amino acids)
Biological process (GO): carbohydrate metabolic process
Molecular function (GO): calcium ion binding; hydrolase activity, hydrolyzing O-glycosyl compounds
Source: RefSeq, a predicted model, not a curated record
GCCGUCAAUUGUAGACUUCGGGAUUUUUUCGAGUGCACGUGAUAUGAUUCGAUUGUCUGUCUUUUUCUGUUUACUAUCUCAACGACGGACCUUCGCAGUAUCAAGGCCGCGGAGUGAUUGCUGAGCCCCAGUUGACGUCACCGGCGCACUUUGUUGAACUGGAACAGCGCCGCCCCGCGUCGCCCCCACCCGCUUCCAGACCCUUUCACCACCCGUGCGCCCUUACUUCGUAGCUCGCUUGCCAACGCAAACGCAGGGAACAUGAUAGACAAACCUGUUAAGUUCCGACCAACGCAGGAUUCGUUACGCGCUAUCAGCGGUAAUGCUAUCUUUAUAUUUGGCCAUGGUACCAGUGAAGACUUUGCUCGCUCAACCACCUGUGAAGAAUAAACUUGCCUCCCAUAUCCUCCGCAGUCUUUAGAGGGCAAAUUCAAGAACUUGGAACACAUUUCUUGGCAAUCCAUCAUGGGCUCCGAAGAACAAAAGCCGACACCAGAGAAUGGUACUCUUUUUCAAGGAUUCGAAUGGAAUGUCCCAGACGACCACAAACACUGGAAACGGUUGGCCGAGCAGCUUCCCAAGCUGAAAGCCAUCGGUAUCGACAACAUCUGGCUACCCCCUGGCUGCAAAGCUGCCAACCCCAAGGGCGUUGGCUACGACAUCUAUGAUCUAUACGACCUCGGCGAGUUUGAUCAGAAAGGCGCCAAAGGCACCAAAUGGGGUACCAAGGACGAACUGCUCGAACUCACCAAGGUCGCCAAAGAGCACGGCGUAGGCUUGUACUGGGAUGCUGUACUGAACCAUAAAGCUGGUGCCGAUAGGACGGAGAAGUGUCGCGUUGUUGAAGUUGAUCAAAAUGACAGGACCAAGGAGACCUCUGACGCUUACGAGAUUGAGGGUUGGCUAGGCUUCGAUUUCCCAGGCCGCGGCGAACAGUAUUCCAAGAUGAAAUAUCACUGGGAGCAUUUCUCAGGCACAGACUGGGAUCAAGCCAAUGAGAAGAAAGCCAUCUACAAGAUUCUUGGCGAUAACAAAGGCUGGUCUCAAUCUGUCGACGACGAGCAAGGCAAUGCUGAUUAUAUGAUGUUCGCCGACGUCGAUUACUCACACCCCGAGGUUCAAGAAGAUGUAAAGAACUGGGGAGUGUGGAUCACAAAAGAACUCGGCUUGAAGGGCUUCCGGUUGGACGCUGUCCAGCAUUUCAGCUCGAGGUUUACCAACGAGUGGAUCAAGAACUUGCGUGAACAGUGCGGAGACGAUAUCUUUGUGGUCGGUGAAUUCUGGUCAGGCGAUGUCAAAGAGAUGAGCGACUGGCUUGAAGGCAUGAACCACGAGUUCGCUCUUUACGACUCGCCUCUCUUGAACAACUUUGGGUCAAUCUCCACCACCGAGUCGGGAGACCUUAGAAAGGUCUAUGAUAACACACUCGUUCAAAUGCGACCCAUAGAUGCUGUUACAGUCGUAACAAACCACGAUACACAGCCAGGUCAAGUCAUGGAGACCAAGAUCGAGGGUUUCUUCAAGCCUCUCGCCUAUGCUCUCAUUCUGCUGAGGCAGGAGGGUUACCCGUGUCCUUUCUAUGGCGACCUCUACGGACUCUCUGAACCACAUGAGACCCCCGCUUCAUGCGGCGGAAAGCUCGCCGAUCUUAUCCUCGCACGAAAGCUCUUCGCGUACGGAACUCAAGAAGAUUAUUUCAACGAAGCCAACUGCAUCGGAUUUGUGCGCCGUGGAACAUGGGACAAGAAAGCGGGUCUAGCGUGUGUGAUGAGCAACGCAGGUCCUGGGGAGAUUAAGAUGGCUGUUGGCGAGAUGCAUGCUGGUGAGAAGUGGAAUGAUAUUCUUGGGUGGGAGGAAGGCGAGGUCGAGAUCGACAGCGAGGGGUACGGGCUGUUCAAGUGUCCCGGCACCAGCGUUGCGGUUUGGGUACGGAGCGAUGCUGAAGGACGGGACCGGUUUCCCACAAACUUCGAUGCGAAUGUAUACCACAAAGAAUAGAUAUAGACGACAGAUUAAGGCUUGCGAUAAUGCGCCCGGAGAAUUU